Molecule: messenger RNA, 1289 nt
Organism: Ipomoea triloba (trilobed morning glory)
Lineage: Eukaryota; Viridiplantae; Streptophyta; Magnoliopsida; Solanales; Convolvulaceae
Product: peroxidase P7-like
Exons: 4
Coding region: 55-1041 (328 amino acids)
Biological process (GO): response to oxidative stress; hydrogen peroxide catabolic process
Molecular function (GO): heme binding; peroxidase activity
Source: RefSeq, a predicted model, not a curated record
CAUAUACCUGCGGCCAUGAGAAGAUAGCUAGCUGCACUCCAUCUUCCACUAAUAAUGGCGGCGGAGGAUGCUGUUAAUAAUGCUUCAUUAACCACUAACGCCGCCGCAUUCCGCCGCUUCUCAUAUCUUUUGCUCAUCUUCAACCUUCUCAUCCUUCCCUUCAACUCAUCAGCUCAUCAUCUCUCUAAACAAUUUUACUCCAAAACAUGCCCCAACGCUCUCCCCACUAUCAAAACCGCCGUCCAAAAUGCCGUCAACUCCGACCCCGGCGCGGCUGCAGCCUUGCUUCAUCUCCAUUUCCGUGACUGCUUCAUUAACGGAUGUGAUGGAUCCGUCUUGUUAGAGAACACUACUAAUCCGAUGUUUGUUCCACCCAGAGGACUUAAUGUGGUAGUCGAUAUUAAAACUCAACUCGAAGAACUUUGUGCUGGUGUUGUAUCUUGUGCUGAUAUUCUCACCGUUGCUACUAGAGACGCAGUUGUUGUGAUUGGUGGCCCUAGUUGGAGUGUUUCAUUAGGUAGAAGGGACUCAACCACCCCAUCUAAAGAUGCUGGCAAUACCAUCAUUCCUGGACCAGCUUCCAAUCUAACUCACCUCAUUGACUCCUUUGCUAACAAAGGUUUUAGUGCCAGGCAAAUGGUUGCUCUCUCAGGAAGUCACACGAUUGGAAUGGCCCGUUGUGCUGCUUUCCGAAACCGUAUCUACAACGAUAGCGAUAUAGAUGCCUCAUAUGCAGCAGGGUUACGAUCAAAAUGUCCACAAAGUGGAGGUGACCUAAACUAUGUUCCACUUGAUACCACCACUCCGAUCUUAUUUGACAACGCUUACUUUAAAAAUUUACAAAGUCAAAAGGGGUUGUUGCACUCUGAUCAACAAUUGCUUAGCGGUGGAUCCACAGACUCCAUAGUCAAGGAGUAUAUUUCAAAUCCUUCUAAGUUUGCAAACGACUUUGCUAAAGCUAUGGAGAAAAUUAGUAAACUCAGCCCGCUCACCGGGACUGAUGGGGAGAUAAGAAGGGAUUGUAGAAGGAUGAAUUCUUAGUUGAUGGAUGGAAACACAAGCUAAGUUUUCAAUAUUAUGGUUUUGAAGAUUAAAGAUUAAAACCUUCCAAAUAGUGGGUGAUGUGUUAUUAGUUCCAUUGCUUUGCUAGAAAGAGAAGCUGAGCAAGAAUGAACACACGCUCACAUAUAUAGGCAAUUAUAUUGUAAUAUAUUGUAAUGGUGUGUCAUAUCAUAUUAAAAUAUUUAUCUUAUUAUUGUGAAAAUGAUUAUAUUGCCAAGAUUAUUUUA